GUUAUUCUCGCUGCAGUAUCCUGGGUGGACCGCUCCCCCCUCCACGAUGCUGCGAGUCAGGGCCGCCUCCUGGCUCUGAGGAAUCUCAUUUUACAGGGUCACAAUGUGAAUGCUCUGACUAUAGACCAUGUGACACCCCUUCAUGAGGCCUGUGUUGGAGACCAUGGCGCUUGUGCAAGAGCUCUCGUUGAAGCAGGGGCAAAUGUCAAUGCUUCUACAAUUGAUGGAGUCACACCGCUGUUCAAUGCCUGUUCAGUGGGCAGUGUGGCAUGCACUGAAAUUCUUCUGCAAAAUGGAGCAAAACCCCAGAGCCUUAUAUACAAUCCAUCGCCAAUCCACGAGGCUACAAGCAAAGGGCAUUACGGCUGUGUUGAGGCUCUGGUGACUUGGGGGGCAGAUGUGGACAUGCACAUUCCUCACCUGGGCACAGCGCUCUAUACGGCCUGCGUCUGCCAAGAGCUGGAGUGUGCCAGGAAACUCCUGAGGGAAGGUGCAAGUGUACAGAAAGGCAAAUACCUGGAUUCCCCCUUACAUGCAGCUGCAGAAAAAGACUGCACAGCUGUGGUGAAGCUGCUGCUGGAGUUUGGUGCAGACGUUAAUGCCAGGAACUCAGAUUGUCAGAGGCCAGUAGACGUGGCUCCACCCAGCAGUCUAACAGAGGGAUUCCUACUGAUAUACGAAGCUACGCCUCGACUGCUGGGCCAGAUGUGUCGUCUGUGCAUCAGGGACUGCGUGGGUUGUGACAGACUCCAUCUUCUCUCCAACCUUCCCCUGCCUUAUAGACUCAGGAACUACCUGCAGUACAAAUGACAGGCAGUCAAAAUGGGACUUGCUGAAAAGAGCCUUUGUCAUUGAGUGCAUAUGAACUCUCCCUAUACCUUUAAUUUUAGCUAGCAGUUAAUUGGUCACUGAGUAUCUGGCAGUACCACGCUGUGUCGAGCUAGCCUGCAUAUGUGCUUGUGGAACUGGAUCAAUGUAAAGCAGGGGGUUAAAAGAGUCCGUGGCUUAACCUUCCCUGGAUACAUUAUGGUUAAAAGGUAUUAUCUCACAUGUAGGUCUGCCGUGAAGAUGCCCUAAUAGUUGCAAUAGCUACCAGGGAGUGAUGCACUUUUGAAACUUUACAUGAAUAUGAUGUCGGAUAAAGACAUAAUGUAUGUGAGUGAGUAUUCAUAGUUAGGCAUUUGAGAUAUAAUGCAUUGCACACUACUAGAAGAUUACAGAUUCAGAUUUCUGAAACCUGGUGCAUUCCUAAAUAAAUUAUGUAUUUUAGUC
Messenger RNA from Notothenia coriiceps (black rockcod), 1272 nucleotides. RefSeq names its product ankyrin repeat and SOCS box containing 5a (gene asb5a). Lineage: Eukaryota; Metazoa; Chordata; Actinopteri; Perciformes; Nototheniidae. Gene Ontology annotation, biological process: positive regulation of protein catabolic process; protein ubiquitination; intracellular signal transduction. Gene Ontology annotation, molecular function: protein binding. The transcript is spliced from 6 exons. The annotation marks the transcript as partial. The record is from RefSeq and is a predicted model, not a curated record.